GCGCGGACUGGAACAGGCCCCAGCAGCCCUUCUGAACGUUGUGGAGUGGCACCCAGGGCCUUGCUCCGUGCAGGGGCUCCCUUGCCUGGCACCUGCCUAGCCAGCUUCUGGGAAGGAUGGUGGGUGUGCAGCCUGAGCCAGUCCCCUUCUGAGGGGUCCAGGGAAGGGCUCUGGCUCAGAGAGGUGACCCUGAGGGCGAAGGCAGGGAGGGAGGCGCAGGGAGGGAAGGGCUGCUCCCCCAAGCUGGGGGAGAGGCUGCCUCAGGCCUUGGCUCCCUCCACUUGAUUCCUCUUGGGUCUGAAGUCUGAGCUCACAGAAUUUCUGUGUGUGACCGGCCCCCCCUGCCUCUGGGGUGCGGGGAGAGGUCAAGCAUGAAGCUGGGGCUGCUGGACCCAAGCGGGAGCCCCCUCAAGUUGGAAUGGUAGCUUCUGUGUGGCACGGAGCCCGGGCCUGGCUCGCUCCCUCCGAGAAGGGGGCUCAGGAACAUCUGAAUUGAAAGCAGUGACUGACACUGUGGUUGUAUUUGCUCACCCGCAUGUCCAGAGACACACAUACAUGUGUGCAUGCACAUUUGUACACACAUGCACACACAUGUAUACAGGGUACACGUGCCACAGGCAUGGACACACAUAGGAACCCAUAAAGCCAGGUAUGUGCCCACACGCAUGCUGCACAUUGCAUACAACACACAUACCACAUGGUCUUACCACAUGGUCUCACAUAGAUGUGUCCGUGAGCAUGCUCACACUGCACACACGGCCAGUACAGUUACCAACAGGACCCUCAGAAACCAUUCACACUCACAGGCACCUGCCUCUGCUCCGCUGUGGGCCUGGGGGCACUGACCCCCUCCUGUUGCUCUCACCCCCGGAUGGCUGGUUCUCUUCAUUGCACUCGGCAUCCUCUGAAAUGACUGCAGUCAUCUGAGUUCUUGCUGGCACCCUGCCCCCUCCUGCAUGGGGACUUUGCAUCCUGCAGUGUCCCCAGCCCCAGGCCCAAGCUGGCAUGACCAUAGGCUCAGUUUGUGAAUUAAUGUGAGUGUGUAUGAGGGCGUGUUACCCGGGAGGGUGACGUGGUGGGGCGGGCGCCUGACAGUGUGGGAGUGACCCCGAGGGGGUGCCCAGUGUGGGUGUGUCUGUGACUGUGGCCAAGCAGGGCACCCUCAGAGCAGAGGGAGGGGCUGCUCCGAGGCAGAAUGCGACCCCCCAGCCUCUCCCCGUAGGGGCUGUAAUCUGAUCCCCAGGGACGCCCCCCAAGCCUCCCGCCCUCGCCCUGGCUGCAAGUCCUUUUCCAGCUCGCGGGGCAGAGUCCAGGGCAGCUCAAGGCUCCUCUGCACACUCCUGCUGAACCCAGAGCACCCUGAGCCGCCCAGCUGGGGCGGGCUGAGGCCGCCGCCAUGAUCGCGGGCCUGGCCCUGCUCUGGGCAGCAGUGCUGGGGGCCACUGCUCCCGGCCCUCCCCGCCUUCGGCUCUCCUUCCGAGAGCUCCAGGCCCGGCAUGGGCUCCGGACCUUCAGGCUGGACAGGAGCUGCUGUUAUGAGGCUUUACUGGUGGACGAAGAGCGGGGACGCCUGUUUGUGGGUGCUGAGAACCACGUGGCCUCCCUCAGCCUGGACAACAUCAGCAAGCAGCCCAAGAAGCUGGCCUGGCCGGCCCCUGUGGAAUGGCGAGAGGACUGCAACUGGGCGGGAAAGGACAUCGGGACUGAGUGCAUGAACUUCGUGAAGCUACUGCAUGCUUACAACCACACCCACCUGCUGGCCUGUGGCACGGGGGCCUUCCACCCAACCUGUGCUUUUGUGGAGGUGGGCCACCGGCUGGAGGACCCCGAGCUCUGGCUGGACCGCCGAAGGCAGGAGGAUGGCAAGGGCAGGAGUCCGUAUGACCCCAGGCAUCGGGCGGCCUCCGUGCUAGUGGGGGACGAGCUGUACUCAGGGGUGGCUGCCGACCUCAUGGGCCGGGACUUCACCAUUUUCCGAAGCCUGGGCCGGCGUCCGAGUCUCCGAACAGAGCCCCACGACUCCCGCUGGCUCAAUGAGCCCAAGUUCAUCAAAGUCUUCUGGAUCCCGGAGGGCGAGAACCCCGACGACGACAAGAUCUACUUCUUCUUCCGGGAGCUGGCAGUGGAGGCCGCGCCGGCCCUGGGACGCAUGUCCGUGUCCCGAGUUGGCCAGAUCUGCCGGAAUGAUGUGGGUGGCCAGCGCAGCCUGGUCAACAGGUGGAGCACGUUCCUGAAGGCGCGGCUGGUGUGCUCGGUGCCCGGGGCUGAGGGUGACACGCAUUUCGACCAGCUCCAGGACGUGUUCUUGCUGUCCUCGCGGGACCGCUGGACCCCACUGCUCUACGCUGUCUUCUCCGCGUCCAGCGGCAUCUUCCAGGGCUCUGCAGUUUGUGCCUACAGCAUGAAUGACGUGCGCCGGGCCUUUCUGGGACCCUUUGCACACAAGGAGGGGCCCAUGCACCAGUGGGUGUCCUACCAGGGCCGUGUCCCCUACCCCCGGCCUGGCAUGUGCCCCAGCAAGACCUUUGGCACCUUCAGCUCCACCAAGGACUUUCCUGAUGACGUCAUCCAGUUUGCCCGGAACCACCCCCUCAUGUACAAUCCGGUCCUGCCACUCGGGGGGCGCCCUCUCUUCCUACAAGUGGGAGCUGGGUACAGCUUUACCCAGAUCGCGGUGGACCGGGUAGCAGCUGCUGACGGACACUACGCUGUCCUCUUCAUCGGGACAGACGCGGGCACAGUGCUGAAGGUGAUCUCUGUCCCCAAAGGCGGCCGGCCUAAUGGCGAGGGGCUGCUUCUAGAGGAGCUGCACGUGUUUGAGGACUCGGCCCCAGUCACCAGCAUGCAAAUCUCCUCUAAGAGGCACCAGCUGUACGUAGCCUCUCGGAGCGCCGUGGCCCAGAUCUCGCUGCACCGCUGUGCUGCCCACGGCCGCGCCUGCGCCGAAUGCUGCCUGGCGCGUGACCCCUACUGCGCCUGGGACGGGGCCGCGUGCACGCGCUUCCAGCCCAGUGCCAAGAGGAGGUUCCGGCGGCAGGACAUAAGGAACGGUGACCCCAGCACGCUGUGCUCCGGAGAAUCAUCCCACCCAGCGCUGCUGGAGCGGAAGGUGUUCGGGGUGGAGGGCGGCAGCGCCUUCCUGGAGUGUGAGCCCCGCUCGCUGCAGGCGCGCGUCGAGUGGACCUUCCAGAGCACGGGAGAGGCUACUGGCACCCAGGUGCCGGCGGACAAGCGCGCCGAGCGCACGGAGCGGGGGCUGCUGCUGCGCGGGCUGCGGCGCGGGGACGCGGGCGCCUACCUGUGCGCCGCCGUGGAGCAAGGCUUCUCGCAGCCGCUGCGGCGCCUGGCGCUGCACGUGCUGAGCGCCGCGCAGGCCGAGAGGCUGGCGCGCACCGAGGAGGCGGCGCCCGCGGCCCCGCCGGGCCCUAAGCUCUGGUACCGGGACUUCCUGCAGCUGCUGGAGCCGGGCGGCGGCGGCACCAGCUCCCUGCGGAUGUGUCGCCCGCAGCCCGCGCCGCGCCCGCCACCCGCGCCGCUGAGGAAGGGCCGCCAGCGGCGGACGCGAGCCCCGGAGCCGCGCGCCGAGCGAGGCCCGCGCAGCGCUGCGCACUGGUGACUCGACGGUCCCCGCUCCGGAGCGGGGAGCAGGCAAGGGCGGGAGGGCGCGGGAGGCGGCGGCCGCAGCCGGAGACACACAGCUGGGGCUCAACGAGGACAGGCCCCGCCGAGGGGCAGCCGCCGGCUUAUUUAUUAACAGACGAUAACCCUGGAGUGGAGCCCCGAGGGCGGCGCAGGCUGGGCACCGGAGCCGACCGGCCGCGCAGAGCGGAAAGCAGGAUCCAGAGCAGCGAGCCGCCGGGGAAGGCGCUCCCCUUCGAGGGAGCGGAAAGCUGCGCGCUGCGAGACUGGCGGGACCGCGGGGCGGCCGACUGUACUAAUGCAAUAAACUCGGCUCUCAGCCAGGCCCGGCAGCAGGCCACCGCCCGUGCUGGUCUUGCUGGUGGCCUGGGGCGCCUUCCUAGCA
Messenger RNA from Manis pentadactyla (Chinese pangolin), 4024 nucleotides. RefSeq names its product semaphorin 3B (gene SEMA3B). The transcript has 17 exons. Lineage: Eukaryota; Metazoa; Chordata; Mammalia; Pholidota; Manidae. The record is from RefSeq and is a predicted model, not a curated record. Bases 1397 to 3616 code for a protein of 739 amino acids. Gene Ontology annotation, molecular function: chemorepellent activity; semaphorin receptor binding. Gene Ontology annotation, biological process: axon guidance; negative chemotaxis; neural crest cell migration.